Brassica rapa (field mustard) is the source of this 5572-nucleotide messenger RNA. RefSeq names its product protein BIG GRAIN 1-like E. Lineage: Eukaryota; Viridiplantae; Streptophyta; Magnoliopsida; Brassicales; Brassicaceae. The record is from RefSeq and is a predicted model, not a curated record. Gene Ontology annotation, biological process: auxin-activated signaling pathway.
UUACUAACUCCCGGCUAUCCACCGGCAUCAGACAGACUUUGUUAUUCGCAAUGAAAAUUAAAUGUCGGCUAGCCACAUAAGUGGAUAAAUUUGAGUUUGGUAGAUUUUAAACUCGGGGUGUUUACCACGUUUAUAUGCCUACCGUACCAAUCCAUCACGCUUGUGGUUGUAUGUAUCUUUUUAAGUUCUCAAUUCUAAAACUAAAAACAUAAGAUGAACAUUAAAUUUUCUGCUAAACAAAAAUUGUUAGUGUUAUGUCAGAAUUUUCUUUAACAUAUAACUUAUGAAAUCUUUUAUCAGUUUUCUGUUACUGAAACAACUGUUGCUUUAAAAUUAGAAGUACAUAUGAAUAUGAUGUAUACACAGGCAAAGCAGCUAGUAUUAUGUUGAUGCUAUCUUCUAACCACCACGUUCAUAUCUCUCUUUCUCCGUAUAAAAAUAUAUCUUAAGAACUCGAAAUGAAGGAAGAAGGUACUCCACGUAAGUGUUAGGUAGUAAAAAGAAUUAAAGAACUUAAUAUCCAGGAACGUGAGCUUUGUUUGGAUUAAUGAGGCUUUGGAUACUAUGAGAAAGCCCAUCAAGCUGCCACUUAAAACCUAAAUACAUUAAUUGUUAUAAAAAGUACUUACGAAAUCGUUCAAAGGCCUAUUAGCUCAGUUGGUUAGAGCGUCGUGCUAAUAACGCGAAGGUCACAGGUUCGAAACCUGUAUAGGCCAUUUAUUUUUUCAUUUUUGACAAACCUGUGUAAUCCCAUUAUAUUUCCAUGCCUCUCAUGUCUCAUCACAGUCUCAUGGUCUUCUCCCGCCCACGCCAAAAUUAAUUAAAUAUAUGAAUAGAACCUAUCAUUAUGUCUAGUCUAGAGUGUUAAUGAAGGAAUAGUAAAAAAAAAUCCUGAAUUUAUUUUUGAGCGAAAAAUUUCGUCAAAGUUGUCAUCAAAAUAGUAAAGAAGACACUGUAGUUUCUUCUUUUUUUAACCCCCACAUACUGUGACUUCAGUUCACAAUAUCUAAAAGCGAUAUGAAAAGAAAUGAGAAAAUGUGGUAAAAAGAUAAAAGGCAGUGCGCGUCAAAUCUUGAAAAUGGGAUGGAUAGUGUGGUGUGUUGUUUUUUGUGUUUUUGGCCGAAGAAAAAAAAGUUCUAAUAAUAAUCAAAAAGAGACAAAGCCAAUCUGGUAACGUAGUUCAAACCACUCCUUUCAUAUCUUUUGGUGAUUGAUUACACGCUUAUCUUUUUUUUUUUUUUUUUUUUGAUAAAAUUACACGCUUAUCUUAUCCUCUUCAAUUAUACAUGGGAGAGAUUAUGGACACCCCAGUCUUAAAAGAAAACACACACAUGGCCUAUGGGCUCUUUCAUCAAAAAAAAAAAUUAUAUUAUAUUGAUGGUUAUCAAAAAAAAAAUAUAUAUUAUAUUGAUUAUAGCGCUAAGAAUGCUUUCUUAUUUUUUAGUAUUUUGUUAACUUGUUAGGUCUGGAUUAGUGCGUUUAGCAAAUUUCUGAACAAGAAAAAAAAAAUCUGAACAAGAGUUCUAACUUCUAACUGAUGAUACUAGCUGCUAAAUAUACUCAGAUCAAGUAAAUUAGAAGUUUAUAACUAAUACAUACGUGAAUUACCACUUGUAAACAACUUAGUUAUAAAAGAAAAUAAGUCCUUGAGAAGAGGUUUAACCAUUGAUUCUAAUCUGAAUCCUGUGUGUAUGAUAGUAUGAGAGAGAUUAUGAGCCAAAAGGAUUGGAACUUUCUUGUUACUCAAAAAAUUCAUGUGUGAAAAAAAAAAAAAAUUCAUGUGUGAAAGAAAGUUGUGGAAGGUGAAAAUGGUGGCCAGUCUUUCGAAGCCCACCACACUGUGUUGUCUCAGAAAGAAGGCAUUGUUUUUCGUAAUAGUUCGAAGAGUUUUCAUUUGUAGGGCCAAACAUUUGAGCCCAUUGUGGAAAAUACGAAAAACUUAUUGGGCUAAAUGGGCCCAGUUAUAACUUAUCGUGUUUCGGCUGUUUCCUAGCUACUUCAAUGAUUUGCAAUUGGAGAGGAUAGUUUCAGGGGCGGAAGAUGAACACAUGGGGAAUGUUUGAUAGAAAGAGAUGGGAUUGGUGAGAGAAGUAUAGCCAUAAGAAGCAACUUUAAGAGUGCUGAGGUUCACAAUAAAAGAAAGCUACCUUACAAUUCUCCCUCUUUUGUUUCCUUCACCAAAACCUCCAAACUCCAGAUAUUGACUUGACAAUCAUAGAAAUAUAUUUUAGCAAAAAAAGAAGAUCAUAGAAAUAUAGGGCGAUCUUUUAUUUUAACAGAAAUGUUUUUAUAUACAUAUAAAACUAAAAUGAUUCUUUCUUUAUUGGUUAAAGAAAAUAGCAUUAUUUUCAUGAAUAUCAAGGAUUGGUUAGGUAUGAUGGAGAUGGAGAUGUAGAUGCAACUGUCCACUACAAAACCAGGGGGCUCAGGUGCUCUUAACAUAUCCUUUUCAACGUGUACGCCUCAUGACAAAGCUCUUCCCUAGUUAUGUCUUUGUUGUUGAUUGUUGUACAACCAAAACCAUGUCACGUGUCAUCUCCCUUGACAUGUCUCCGCACGUGUGGGCUCGAAUCUCAUCUUAACCACUACUUACUAUUCGUGGCAUGUCUAUGUCAUGCCUUUGUAACCAUUAAAUAUGGAAUCUAUUCAACGUGACGUUGCCUCCUUCCUAAGCCCAGUUUUUUCUUCUUUAUUUACAUCUUCUUUUGUUAUUAAAGAACAGAUUUCUGAUGUUAUUCUAUUAAAAUAUUAAUUCUGUAUUGAGAAAUCCUCUAUAGUAUAUCUCACCAGUCCUCGUAACACAUUCGAUCAGCUGUUUAUGAGAAAUUUUUAUCUCUUUGUUCCUAAAACUUGUUUUUAGUCUUCGUUCAUAAUUAACAUCCUGUUACACUAAAGUGGAUUCCAAGAUUCUAUAUUGUUUUAGAUAGACUAGAUUAUACCAAACUUUAUUGGCCAUACUUUUUUUUUGAGCAACCAACUUUAUUGGCCAUACAAAUGGUAGAACAACUCGGGUUAUGAUAAUCUCAAACUCAUAAUAUUCGGACAAGUCUGCUUUGGUUUAUGCCCUAAAUAUUAACCAAAUAAUUCAUUAAGUUCAAUACAAAAGAAUUUUGACAGAGAUAUCAUAACACCAUAUUGAUCGUAUAAUAUGUUUCUUCGAUGUUUUCACAAAACAUUACGGAUAAAAUCUCAGAAAUCCAGCCAAGCUACUAAGAUUGUGAUUGGAGGUCAGGUCAAUUAGAUGUAAAAGACAAAACGAAAAAGUCACAAAACGGUUCUUUGAAAGAUCGAAGAAAUACUAGUAGUAAAUUUAAAACUUUCACUCAUCAACAGAUUUGGAAUUUUUAAAAUGAUGAAUUUAAUGGCAAUAUGUUUACUUUUUGUUUAGUAUCAUUACUACAAAUUUUAAAUUGGAUUUCUCUUUGAAGGGUAUUGUACUACAUACUUUUUUGGGUACUAAAUACCCUAAAUACUGACCUGAGAGUGAUUAUAAAAAGAUCAUUAAUUUGACUCUCAUGAUUAUUGAAUAAAGAUUUAAUUGUCAUGGAUGAGUGACUUCAAAGCUCUUCUUCAAAAGAUAAGAAACACACCCACAAUGUUUAUUUUACUAAAUUAAAGAGACACACGUAUUCAGAUUCUAAGAAUUUUUUUGAUCUACAAAAUUAGAUUAAGGUCACAAAAGAUUUGUUCAAACAGACAUUUAUACAUUAGUUAGAGCCUUAGAGGAGUAAGAAUUAUUUUUAAGGUAACUAUUAACUGGUAUAAAUAGAAUUUAAUGGACUCAUGCGUCUUGUGUGGAUUGCUGUCCAUAACCGACCAAGUUUUUGAAAACCAAGGACAAAUUGCAAAAAGAAAAAAAAACUUCAAAGUUAGAAUCCAAGGCACACCAGAGAGGAUAGCCCCACAUUAUCAUAAAUACAAUCAAUUAAUUUCCUACACCUUAUCAGAAAGCUAAUAAAAUCAAAGGAGCCCACCUUCUCCUUCAAUUAAGUUCCUCACUCACGCAUUUUGUGGGUCACACAAAACUCUUAUGACAUAUGUCCCUCCAAAUUUCUAACUUUUUCAACAUUCAAACCAUUUGAUUGUAACCAUUCUAAAUAUAUAAACUAUCGUAAUCCACUAAUAUUAUUGACGUAUGGAUAUCGCAUGAUGUAUACGUUUUACGACCCGUAUAUUCACAUACUUAAUGAUGAAAGACGUACAAGUCACAUUAUUUGUUGUUAUAUAAACCUAAACACCUUAUAUUUCAUUCUAUCAUAUACUGUAAACUUGUUCCUCCUUAUCAUCCAAGUAUCUCAUCUUCAAACCCUAAUUAAAUAAUGUCCAUGAAAGGGAUCUCAUCAGCAGAACCAGAUAAGGUCUCCAAGAGAAUGUCUUCUCACAAGCGCACUGAUGCUUAUUCUGGCGAGCUCGACGUGUUCGAGGCCGCCGUAUACUUCUCCGGCUACAACGACUUCUCCUCAGGUGACCAUAGACACACACAAAAGUAUAGCUAUAACGCUGCGAGAGAGGAGAAUCGAAGGAGAUGGGGAAUAUUAGGAGGAGGGAGAAGAAGAAGCCUUGAUUUACCGAUGAGAUAUUCAGAGCAGGUGCAUCAUCUUCACCAAGAUCAUCCUGAGAAACAAGAUGUUACAAUAAUCAAAGAGAGGUUUGGUAACGUGAGACACAAGCAACCAAGCUCGCCUGGUGGGAGAAUCGCCAGCUUCUUGAACUCUUUAUUUCACCAAGCGGGCUCGAAGAAGAACAAGUCAAAGGCAAAGCCAACGGACCGAGAAGUCGAAGAUGAGAUCCCUGGAGGUGGAUGGAUGAGGAGGAGGAGAAGAAGCAGUAUUAGCCAUCUCUUAGGCUCAAGUAAAUCUAAUUCAACAGCCACAACGACAUCAUCAUCAUCAAAAUCUCUGUUCUCGUCGUCAAGCUCGGGUUUCAGAACUCCUCCUCCUUAUUUAAACACUCCCACCAAGAACUACAAGCAGUUCUUGAAUUUCACUUCUACCACAAACCAAGUGGAAGUACUGGAAGAAAAGAAAAUAAACAAAGAGUUGUCUUGGCUUGAUGAGAAACUUAGAGUGAUGGAAAACCUCUCAGAGAAAGAUAAGUUUUGGGCUGACCAUGAUGGUGAUAUUGAUGAUGAUGAUGAUGAUGAGGCCCGGAGAAUAAAGAGCAAGGGAAAGGAUGAUGAUGGAAUGGAGAGUGAUUCAAGUUCUGAUCUCUUUGAGUUGCAGAACUACGAGUUGUCUCGUGGAGGCUUGCCAGUUUACGAGACUACCAAUGUAGCUAACAUCAACAACACUCAUCUAUAAUCUUUGUCUUGGAGUGUCAUGAUGAAUCCAUCAGAUCUUGGUAAAAAUAAUUAUAUUAGUUGUUCUUGUCUGAUCGAUUAUAUGUAAUAUUCUUCUGGAUUUCUUGGAUUUGAUUGUGGAAGGUUUUUUUGGUAUGAGAUCUGAGGGUAGAUUUGAUAAAUACCUUCUCUCACUUGGAUUUUGUUUCCAACUCGUUACGUGUAUUUUCCUGUAAAAUAUUUUUUUUGUAUAAAUAUUGUUAAUAUUUUAUCAUCAGAUUACGUGGUGAACCA